This is a messenger RNA of Arabis nemorensis, 522 nucleotides long. Lineage: Eukaryota; Viridiplantae; Streptophyta; Magnoliopsida; Brassicales; Brassicaceae. The record is from the annotation of a GenBank genome assembly.
AUGGUUGUGCAACUAUACGGACAGCCAUUUGGUCAAGUUCCAGCCAUAGAAGAUGGUGAUUUCAAGCUUUUUGAAUCUCGAGCCAUUGCGAGAUACUACGCGACCAAGUACUCGGACCAAGGCACGGACCUUUUGGGCAAGUCUCUAGAGCACCGAGCCAUUGUGGACCAGUGGUCCGACGUCGAGACCCAUUAUUUCAACGUGCUGGUCCACCCCAUUGUGAUUAACUUAGUCAUCAAGCCAAGGUUAGGCGAAGAAUGUGACAUUGGUUUGGUCGAGGAGCUCAAGGUGAAGCUCGAGGUGGUCUUGGACGUGUACGAUAACCGGCUUGCUUCGAACCGGUUUUUGGCUGGUGAUGAAUUCACUAUGGCUGAUUUGACGCACAUGCCGGCGAUGGGGUACUUGAUGGGUAUAACCGAUCUAAACCGGAUGAUUAAGGCUAGGGAGAAUAUGAACCGGUGGUGGGAAGAGAUUACGGCUAGACCGGCUUGGAAGAAGCUUAUGGAGAUGGCUGGUCAUUGA